Molecule: messenger RNA, 4786 nt
Organism: Myxocyprinus asiaticus (Chinese sucker)
Lineage: Eukaryota; Metazoa; Chordata; Actinopteri; Cypriniformes; Catostomidae
Gene: btbd17a
Product: BTB (POZ) domain containing 17a
Exons: 3
Coding region: 98-1561 (487 amino acids)
Molecular function (GO): protein binding
Source: RefSeq, a predicted model, not a curated record
GAGGAGGAGGAAACAGAAGAAAGACAAUUCAAUUAAGAAAGAGUAGAGGAUAAAAAGAGGAAAGUACAGAGAAGAGUACAUUAUCAGACAAGAAAAGAUGGCUUAUGUGUUGGAGAAUGUGCUGCUUGCUCAGGUCUACCUAAUUUUCUUGAUGUUGGCUGGCUGGUCCCAUGUGCAACCUGUCCAUGGAGGUUUGAGGGCAGAGGGACUGGCAGAGGGCACCACAGAAGUGAUAAGUCACUCGCAAGGGCUGGUGGCACGGCUGGAGGGCCUUCUGUCGCUGGGAAAUAACAGUGACAUUUCCCUGCGUGUGGAAACAGUGGAUGCAGAUGAGGUCAAGGUGAUUCAAGCCCACACGCUGAUUCUGUCGCUGCAGAGCAGAGUGUUUGAUGGGAUGCUAAGAAAGCGUAAUGGCAGCACACUAGUGCUGCGCGAGAUGGCAGAAUGCACUGCUGUGUUCGAUAAAUUUAUCAGAUAUCUGUAUUGUGGUGAGCUAUCCCUGCAGUUGGACCAGGCAACACCACUCCACAAACUGGCUACCAAGUACGGCAUAUCCAGUCUCCAACAAGGACUAACCCAGUACAUGAGCCACAACCUGGCCAGCGAUUUUCUGGGUGGUCAUGUGGUGAGUUGGUACCAGUAUGCGACGACGGUUGAAGACACCUUGCUGAGAGACAACUGCCUUCAGUUUUUGUCAUGGAAUCUGUCGUCUGUACUUCAGAGUGCCGAAUGGCCAUCUGUUAGUGUGGAACUACUAAUGACCCUGUUGCAGCGCUCUGACCUUGUGCUGAAGAAUGAGCUGGAGCUGUUUGAGGCUCUUGAAAUCUGGCUCACCCAGAAUGACCCGGAUAGCCUGACAGCAGAGAACGCCCUUCGCCUAGUACGCUACGCCAUGAUCCCUCCACGCGAUCUCUUUCGCCUCCAACGGAAUUCGCCGAUCAUGACACGCUACCAUGAAUCAGUACGUGAUCUACUCUACAUGUCAUACCAGUUCCACUCGGCAUCACCCCUUCAGCUAGCCAAGUUCUUCGAUAUGAACUGCAGCCUAUUCGUACCACGCAACUACCUCUCGCCCAUGUGGGGGUCUCAAUGGAUCAUUAGCAACCCAGCACGGGAUGACCGCAGCACCAGUUUCCAGACACAUCUGGGUCCAAGUGGUUUUGACUCAAGUAAAUGGGUGACGUGGAAUGCCCUGUUCUCACCCCGUUGGCUCCCUCUCAGCAUGAGGCCCUUGUACACAGAGCAGGGUGCCAUGCAAACUCCACGGCCCGAUGGAGGAAGUGCUGUUGGCCACCCUCGUAUUAUCAUAACGCCUACUACUUCCAGUGCAGAUUUUGCAGGUGUGAGCUUCCAAAAGACUGUACUUGUCUCGACAAAGCAGCAGGGCAAACUCGUGGUGCGAUAUGUAUUCAGCUUCCACCAAAGCACAGAGGAGGUGGGCGACUUCCUGGCUGAUGGGGACCUGCUGCAUCGCACAUCUGAGCACCUGGUGGAUGGAUCGCUGUACUUGCACAUCAUUGUAAAGCCUAUCUACCAGACUCUUAUAGCAACCAAGCAAUAAUGUAAGACACAAGUUAAUAGGAAGACACACAAAGCAUGAUUUUAGAAGGUCUGUGCAUGGAAGAAAGGUCUAAUGAAAGCUCAGCUUAGGUCUAAUGUGAAUAAGGGUACUAAAAAGCCAUUUCCACUUUCCUUACAAUGCGAGUUAAAGGCUAGGGUUUACUCUAGAAAGUGUAAAAAAAAAAAAAAAAAAAUGAAACACACAAGUAAGGUUUAUGGCAGUGGUUCUCAACUGGUGUUGCUUAAGGACCCCUAUUUUUACAUUCAUCCAGUGCAUGAGCCAAGUGGUGACCCAAAACUGUACCAAAAGUUAUCAUUUUCCAAAAGAAAACCCAUACAGAAAUCUGAUAAUUGGCCAUAUAUACAGUAUAUGAACACAUGCACGCACACAGUGUUGGGUGUAAUGCAUUACUAAGUAACAAAUUUUUCAUUGAAAAAAGUAAAGGAUUACUCUUAAUUUUUCAGUAAUUUAAUUACAGUUACUUCUGAUGUAAUUGUGUUAAAUACAGUAUAGACUAUAGAACAAUUCUAUAUAAAACAAUAGUGAAUUUAAAAAUGUCUGAUGUUAAAAUGUAUGUUUUUUAAUUUCAAGCUGCCCCCUUAAAUUCUUUGGCCAGUUCAUUAAUAAUUUAUUUGAUUUUAUAUGAUUUAUUUGAAAGAAGUAAAAGAACAGUUUCACAUCUAUCCUUGUAUUUUUCAUCUGACUGAGGAUGAUAAGGGUUUUAGAAAGUAAAUAGUAAUAAGUAAUGCAAUUACUUUUCAGACAGAGUGAUUAGUACAAUAAUCGAAUUACACUGUAGAAGAUGUCAUUAGUAGUUAGUAAUUAAUUACUUUUUUAGAGUAACUUACCCAACACUGCACGCACACACACAUAGCAUAUAUACAGUAAAUAUUCUAAUUCCACCUAGUAUUUGGGAAAAUAUGUAACACUGUAUAUGAAAACUGACAUUUCUGUACCAUUUUAAAAUACAUGUUCUAUAUACUGUAUGUACAAAUAUGUGACUUUUUAUAUCAGUGGAAAACAUAAAUAAUCAUAUACUGUAUUUGAUACAUGCGUUUUACAGAUAUUGCAUUGCAUACAUUUAUAUUAUAUAUUUAAUUUCUGUAUAUGGGAACAAAAAUAUGCUUAAAAUUAAACUUAAAAUGAAAAUUACUAAUAUAUUUAUAAUAGUAAUGCAUAAAUAUUCAUAUUACUUGGUCAUAUUUUGUUUUACCUUGCAUUGUUUUGUUCAUGAUUUUCGAGGAUGAGGGCAUGCCAUGAAACAUGUUUCUCAAAAUUAUUUACCAACUGACAGCGGAAUUUGCACCAAAAUACCUCCGAGUUUGAUUGGACCCGCAGCCUUAAUCAACAGUAAAACAUAUGGGGUGCAUUUUCUCCAAAUUUUUUAAAGGUCUAUUUAUAUUACUAUCUUAACUAUACACAAUUAUAUAGUUAGCUGUCUUUUAUUAUUUGCAUUAAGCAUUAAUUUUCCCUUACUGUUUGCAACCCUACCAGAACAGACAUGUGGGACAUGACACGACAAAAACAGACAUUUUUGGGUUGAGAUCCACCAGCUGAGAACCACUAGCUACUGGCAUACAUGUACUAAAUUAAUAUAGGCUUUGACAUACACUUUGCCUCCCAGACAUAACUCAUAUCACAGUUGUUUUUUCUUCUUGAAACCACAAGCCCUUUCCUUUUUAGGGAAACCAAACCAUGCACGUAAGUAUCAUGGCCACAUCCUCUGUCAAACUGGACUUAUAGUUUAAAGAGAGUCUAAGUGCACAGAAUCUAAAUAAGCGUGUAGUAAUCAGCAUAUUAUACAUUGUAAAUAGUCGCAUUAUGACUUCUUAGUUCACUAUAGGAAAAAAGAAAGAAACACACAUACAAGACCACAAUAACAACAUUGUUCUGAACAUUUAAGAUUUAAAUGUGCUAUAUUUAAAGAGAUAGUUCACCCAAAAUGACAAUUCUGUCAUCGUUUAAAAUACAUAUUAGGAAAUGUUAGGCAGAAUGUUAGCCUAAGUCACUGUUCACUUUCACGGCAUGUUUUUUUUUCCAUUAAAUGAAAGUGAAUGGUGACUGAGGCUAUCAUUCUACCUAACAUCUUUUGUAUUCCACAGAAGACAGAAAGCCACAUGGGUUUGGAUCAAUAUGAAGGUAUGAGUAAAUAAUGAAUGAGCUUUCAUUUUGAGGCGAGCUAUCCCUUUAAAGUGUUUCUAGGUGCUACUGUAAAUAUAAUGAGAAAUAUCACACCUCAUAUUUGUAAUGGCCUGAAAUGUCACACAGAAGUGUAGGUUUUUAAUGAUUUAGAAAAAUAUGUUGGGCUAUAUUAAUUAGACUAUAAUAGCUACACAAUUAAUAAUCUAUAUAAUCAUAUUCUUGUGUCCAUACUAAUAUAUAUAUAUAUAUAUAUAUAUAUAUAUAUAUAUAUACACACACACACACACACACUACCGGUCAAAAGUUUUGAAACACUUAUUCUUUAUUAUACAUUUUUUUUUUUUUUUUCACAUUUUAGAAUAAUAGUAAAGUCAUUAAAACUAUGGAAUAACAUAAAUGGAACUAUAGGAAUUAUGUUGUGACUAAACAAAAUCCAAAAUAAAUCAAAACUGUGUUAUAAUUUAGCAUCUUCAAAGUAGUCACCCUUUGCCUAGAAUUUGCAGACAUGUACUCUUGACAUUUUCUCAACCAACUUCUUGAGGUAUCACCCUGGGAUGCUUUUUAAACAGUAUUGAAGGAGUUCCCAUCUAUGUUGGGCACUUAUUGGCUGCUUUUCUUUAUUAUUUGGGCCAAGUCAUCAAUUUCAAAAACUUUUUAUUAAAUUUUAGUUUUAUAAUGAAAUAAAUUAAUAUGGUGGCACAAUUAUAUUUUUGUCUACAAAACUAAUUUCAAACAUUUAAGCAUACGCCUUCAGAUCAAAAGAUUUUUAAGAUCAUGAGAAACAUUUCGGUCAAGUGUUUCAAAAUUUUUGACCGGUAGUGUAUGUAUGUAUAUAUAUAUAUAUAUAUAUAUAUAUAUAUAUAUAUAUAUAUAUACAUACAUAUAUAUUAGAUCACAGCUCUUUGCAUGUUGGAACAGAUCAUGUAUGUUUAGCAUUCACUCUCCUGUAUAACAAGCCACACAAUAAAAUGCACAAUGUCUACUAUAAGUUUGAGUCCAUCAUUGAUCAUUGAGGGUAAAAGAGAAAGACUUAAAAUAAUAGUGUUCAUUAUUUCUUAAGUUUUCAAAUCUAAGUUUUAUUAU